CACAUCCAUAUGGCUGUGGUUCAGAUGUGGGAAAUAAGAAAUCUGUGCUGCUAGCUAACGCUCCACAGCUGUUAUGGGAUUGUAACGGCCGGAAAAGACGAGUGGUCUCCGGCUACAGGAUAACAGAACCGUCGCUAGGCUCCAAACACUUUAAGAAAGAUAAGUUUAUACUACUGGGUACUUUUUUGUUGACCUUAUCCGACGGCCAUGUCCUUGUUUAAAUAGCUGUGGUUGUUGUCGAGGAUGGCCGCAGACGUGGAUCAGACAAUCCCCGAGGAUGAGCGCAAAAUCUCGCCGCAGAAAGGGAACCAGAGUCCCACUACUGGGUACUGGAUCUGCCGGGGGAUCUGGAUUCUGCUUCUAAUCGGUGCUGUCCCUCUUCUCGCCUUCGGGAUCAAGUAUUACCAAGAUGCCCAGCUCCACAAACGUCAUGAGGAGAGUAUUCGAACCCUGGGUGCAGAAGGGCUUUUUCUCUUCUCCUCUUUAGAUACUGACCAUGACCUUUAUCUCAGCCCGGAGGAGUUUAAACCCAUUGCAGAGAAACUCACAGGAAUUACACCCCCGGUGGAUUUUGAGGAGGAUGUGGCCCAUGACCCCAAUGGAGAGACUUUGAUGUUGGAGGCCCAAAUGCAGCCUCUGUUGAUGGACUCCAUGACAAAAAGCAAGGAUGGUUUCCUCGGGGUGUCUCACAGCUCUCUGAGUGGGCUGCGCUCAUGGAAGAGCCCAGCAGUCCCCACCUCCUCUUUCUCUGCCAGCCAGUUCAGGGCCUUCUUGCCCCCAAAGAACAAAGAUGAAGUGGGAGACACAUGGUGGGUGAUUCCCAGCGAACUCAACAUCUUCACUGGAUACCUGCCCAACAAUCGCUACCACCCUCCCUCACCAAAGGGCAAAGAGGUUCUCAUCCACUCCUUGUUGAGUAUGUUCCACCCGCGGCCCUUCAUGAAAUCCCGCUUUGCCCCUCAGGGCGCAGUCGCCUGCAUUCGUGCCAGCAACGACUUUUAUUACGACAUUGUGUUCAGAAUUCAUGCAGAAUUCCAGCUGAAUGAUGUUCCAGACUUUCCCUUCUGGUUCACCCCGGGGAAGUUCAUUGGAAACAUUGUGCUCUCUAAAGAUGCAUCUCAUGUCCGCCACUUUCAUCUCUACGUCCCCAAUGACAGGUCUCUGAAUGUGGACAUGGAGUGGCUGUACGGGGCCAGUGAGAGCAGCAACAUGGAGGUGGACAUCGGAUACCUGCCGCAGUUAGAGCUGCAGGCCACGGGCCCGUCCACUCCCUCCAUCAUCAUGGAUGAGGAGGGUAACAUCAUCGACAGCCAAGAUGGCAACAGCGAGCCGAUCCAGUUCAUCUUUGAGGACAUCCACUGGACCUCGGAGAUCAGUGAGGAGGAAGCCACUCGACGGCUGGAGGUCACCCUCUACCCCUUCAAGAAGGUGUCCUACCUGCCCUUCUCAGAAGCCUUUGAGCGAGCGGCAGCAGAGAAUAAACUGGUGCACUCCAUUCUGCUUUGGGGAGCAUUGGACGAUCAGUCCUGCUGAGGUUCGGGGCGAACUCUCCGGGAGACCGUCCUGGAAAGUUCGCCCGUCAUGGCCCUGCUCAACCAGAGCUUCAUAAGCAGCUGGUCUCUGGUCAGAGAGCUGGAGAACAUGCAGACUGAUGAGCAGAACCCUGUGCUGAGUGAAAAGGCCAAAUUACACCUGGAGAAUUACAACUUCCCCGUGGAGAUGAUGGUGGCACUGCCCAAUGGAACUAUUGUCCACCACAUCAACGCCAACUUCUUCCUGGACCAGACGGCUAUGAAACCAGAGGAGGAAGAAGCAACUUUCAGCUUCUCUGCUGCGUUCGAGGACCCCUCCACAGCCACUUAUCUCAGCUUCCUGAAGGAGGGGUUGGAGAAAGCCAAGCAGUACCUGGCACAGUAAUUAGAGUGUGCGAUAGAGCCUGAGAAACUCAAAAAAGGAGGAAAUAAUCAUAAUUCCUCUGGGUAAUGAUGCGAGAUAAGGAAAAGCCUCCAACAAUUAUGUAGAGAAGUUUUCUCAUCCAUGUGGCAGCUGAUAAACGUUUUCACCCUCUGUCCUUUUUGUUGCUAUUUAUUUAGUCAUCUCCUGUUUAGUUAGUUUUAAACACAAUAUUGACAUUGUGACAAACAGUACAGGGACAUAUUCUCAAGCCUUAUGUUACUCUCAGUAUAGUAUAUUUGCAUUCUAAUGAGAUACAGUAACAGACAUCUGCUCUCUGCUUGUAGCUGCUGAUUUAAGUUGAUAUAAAUAUAGACAGAGGCCCAUCGUAGCUCAACGAAACACCCGGCUUUCAUAUCCCUGUGUCGCACGUGCAAUAUGAAUCGACUGAGUGUGAUUUCCUGCUGCUGAGCGAACCCAGAGACGGGGCCUGUGUUGCCUUCAGUUGUGUCUCAGCAGUUUGUGAAGAUGUUGUCUGAAAGCCCUCUGUGGGCUGGGCGGCGCCUGAUGUUUUUGCUGAGGCGGCUGCAGGGAACACCCUCUCUGACUCAGGGGACUGAAGCAGCAGGAAACAUUGGGCUGUGGUAUAUACAAUUGUUAAUUUAGUUGUUUUUUUGUUUGAAACCAAUUUUUGAAUAUUUUGCCAAUUUUCUGUUCUUGUGGAAUGUGUGACCACACCAAAGAAGAUUGAUUUUUUUAUUAUGUACAGCUGUUGAAGUUCAUAUUUAUGUAACUCGAUGGAACCAAAAGGACUUAUGUUUGAUUGUUUAAAUGACAGACACGUGAUACCUUGUUAUGUUGUUUUCCUCUUUCAUGAUCUAGUAAAAGCAAUGUAUUUGCUCUUGUCUUAAGCGUGACAAGAGGAAAUCAUUGAUGUUUAAGAGUAACAACAUGACUAUUGGGACCUACCAUUAGGCUAAUGGCUGUUGAAAGACUUAAGUCUGUUUUUACAAUACGUAUAAUUCUUAUAUUUUUCAGUCAUACAAAAAAAAUGUUUUCCUCUUCAGGUCCUUGUCUUAUUUUACUAUACAAUUAAAGAACACAGGGAUCAAGAACACUAGUUUAUAUAGUUGCAGUGAAAUUUGAUAAAUGUGGUAACAUUAACCUGGAAUGUGACUUUGUGAAAGUAUUGCACUCUCAAGGUCAUACAAGCUCCCCUCCACGUGAAACAUCUGAAUGAUUGGAGUCUUUAAGGGGAAAUCACUACCAGGGCCAUUUUUUCAAAGCCUGACAUAAUAAAAACAUUUUUGCUACAAA
Trematomus bernacchii (emerald rockcod) is the source of this 3210-nucleotide messenger RNA. RefSeq names its product selenoprotein N (gene selenon). NCBI's taxonomy places the organism in Eukaryota, Metazoa, Chordata, Actinopteri, Perciformes, Nototheniidae. The record is from RefSeq and is a predicted model, not a curated record. The transcript has 12 exons. Gene Ontology annotation, biological process: calcium ion homeostasis; skeletal muscle fiber development. Gene Ontology annotation, cellular component: endoplasmic reticulum membrane.